UCCGGGGCUAAUAUCAACAUUUGACAGCUCGGAUGUAGCUGAAAUAUCGUAGCUGGAAAAUUGUUCAUGGCUGCACCAGAUUGAAUUUAAUUGUGGCGAAUUUCUCUGCAUCUAUCACACAAAUCUGGCAACAGGGAGUAUCAUUCACGCUUAAAUGGAGAGACAAAAGUCCAAGCAGAAGACUUGACGGUGAAGGAUGGAAGGAUGACUCGAUGUUGUGGCUGUAGCCUGGGGGACACAUGUCAUCGGCAAGCUGUUAGUUGUUCGGGGUCAUCUCACCACACAAGUACAAUAACAGCAGCAAGCGCUACAAUACGAACUUACAUGUGGUGAUUUUCCACAAAUGGUGCACCGCUAAAAACUACACCACUGAAAUUGUAGAGAGGAGUCGUCGAAAGGUAAACCCAAGUAGUCUGUCCAACAAGAACUGCAACCCAUCUAUACAUGUAUUCUACCACAAUGUCACAAAUCGCAGCCAUAGUUGCAAAGGCAACCAUUGUUGCAAAAGCUAAUGUGCACAAAGAAGUACAGUGCAAAUCACCUAACAGCACACAAACAACAUUUGAGACUUCAAACCGAUAUGUCCAGUCAUAUUUAUCAUAUGAUUUGUUUUCUGCAAUAGAAGAAGGAUGUUUGACAUCUGUUCGGAACUUGCUGUUGUCAUAUCCAGAUUUGGAUCUGAACUAUCAUAUCAAAGAUAUUACUCCUCUAUCCUUGACUCUCUACAAGCGACAUUUUGACAUAUUUCAUCUGUUUAUGAGACAUCAUGAGAAGACAAAAAAAAUGGACUUGAACAUGAGCAGCAAAGACCACUUAGGUCGUGUUGAACCUCCAGUUGUGACGUCCUGUCGGAUGCACUUCCUUGAGGGCGUCGUGACCCUGGUGUCACAGGGUGCAGAUAUUGAUGCUGCAGACAACAUGGGCCAUACUGCAUUGUGGGUAGCAUCACGACAACAGAUGCCAGAUCUUGUACAGUAUCUUAUUGCUAAUGGUGCUAGUGUUAACAAGAUGGAUAAAUAUAACUGUACACCCCUUCUUGCUGCAUUUAUGUACAGAGUGAGUUCAAUAAUACUCAAGACCCUGAUUGUGCAUGGCAGUAGUCUUGGUGGUGUAGGGCCCUACUGUCCUGCAGAACAGUCCCCCUUGUUCUGGGCUGCCAAGCAUGGGAAUGUGGAAAUAAUCAAACUCGUGUUAAUGGCUGGGGUAUCACCUCCACAGAUCCGUUCAGUGUAGGCGCUUCAAAACAGUGACAUUGAUGAAGAUAUUGUUGAACUCUUGGAUACAGAAUCCAAAACACCCCACUCCCUCCGUCAUCAAUGCAAAUGUGUUCUUCGAUCUCACAUUAUUAAACAAUCUGAUGGCAAGAACUUCUUGCAGAGUGUCGACAGUCUCCCACUGCCAUCAAGUCUCAAACACUACCUGCUCCUCAACAGAUGAUGCACUGAUACUUGGGAAUCCACCUGUGCUAUAUGCUGUUGCAUACCUGGAGAUCCACCUGUGCUAUAUGCUGUUGCAUACUUGGAGAUCCACCUGUGCCACCUGUGUUGCAGACCUGGAGAUCCACCUGUGC
Haliotis rubra (blacklip abalone) is the source of this 1570-nucleotide messenger RNA. Its product is annotated as ankyrin repeat and SOCS box protein 10-like. Gene Ontology annotation, molecular function: protein binding. The record is from RefSeq and is a predicted model, not a curated record. Gene Ontology annotation, biological process: intracellular signal transduction. NCBI's taxonomy places the organism in Eukaryota, Metazoa, Mollusca, Gastropoda, Lepetellida, Haliotidae.